AUGCGGCUGCGCGCUGUUUCCUCCGAGUGGUUGACGGGCUUCCGCCGGCGUCCCUCGCGUCGCGCCACCAGCGGCCAAAACUCGAUUGUGUUCGGAUGGCCUGAGAAGGGCAAUGCGACUCGAUCGAUUGCUUUGGGCACACGACACACUGCGCCAGAACUCAAGGCCGAUGCGACAGAACUGCCCCCGGCUUCUGUGGAAGGUGGAGCCAAAUCUCAGCCAAUGACAAAAUUGGUUGCGGGGCUAAUAGACAAGGGUUUCCAUUGCGCUGCUGCCCGGGUGCCUGGGUGUACACAGGGUGCAUACCUAAGUUGGCAACGCAGAGGGGGAGACGGGGUUCAUCUUGCAAAAAGGGCUGAGAAGAUGAAUGGUCUGGGGGAAUUUAGGUGCAAUGACGUUGCUAGGACGGAGGAGGGUCUGCGCACGAAGGACAGGCUGCUCGGAGUUGAAGAUAAGCGGCCGAGAGGGUCCUUCCGGGGGUACAACGGCUGCCCGGUGGCGGUCGCCAAUGGCUGUCGCUAA
Messenger RNA from Chaetomium globosum CBS 148.51, 522 nucleotides. RefSeq lists its product as uncharacterized. NCBI's taxonomy places the organism in Eukaryota, Fungi, Ascomycota, Sordariomycetes, Sordariales, Chaetomiaceae. The transcript is spliced from 2 exons. The coding region runs from base 1 to 522 and encodes 173 amino acids. The record is from RefSeq and is a predicted model, not a curated record.